Molecule: messenger RNA, 2279 nt
Organism: Ornithodoros turicata
Lineage: Eukaryota; Metazoa; Arthropoda; Arachnida; Ixodida; Argasidae
Exons: 5
Coding region: 132-2198 (688 amino acids)
Cellular component (GO): membrane
Source: RefSeq, a predicted model, not a curated record
CACUUUCCUAUCGGGCGUGCCAUGGCAUCGUGCUAUCUGCCCACUCGAGUAGCGGCAUCAGACUUUGACAUGAUCGCUCUGAUGCGACCGCGUCGUUGUUUUACGGUGACUGUGUAUAUGCAUAGAGUGCAAUGUGGAGAGAUGUAGUCAAUGACUUGACGCGCCUUCAAGUACUGCCCGUUAAGGCGGUACUCUUCUUCGUGUACGGUGGUCAAUACACCUUAGUGCCGUUCUUCGGCGUCAUCUUCAAAUCCUUCGGCUUCGAUAUCCAGUCCGUGUCGGUCCUCUACGCUAUUCAACCAAUCGCAGCCUUCAUUGCCUCCAUCGUAUCAAGCUGCCUCACUCGACCAUCUCGGAUCAAACUAGUCGUCUGCGUCCUCUUGUUACUGUCUCUGUUCUUCAACAAUCUCCUCCUCCUCCUUUCACCAAAACCUUCGCCUCUACUACUUCGUUUCCACAUCGCCACCACCGACACCAACUUCACGCUUAAACUCGUCGCGCCACCAGAGAGAUGCAACGUCACCUACAGCCGUUCUAUACUUCACCUCAACUUCGAGAACUGCGACAAGACGCCAGUCUUGUCCAACAGUUCAGCCAUGUCUCUUCCACUCCCCAAAGAUCACUUUUCUUUGGAUAUCGUUGGAAACGAUUUGACACUCGAACAACACUUACAUAGCUCGCCUAGCCUAAGCUUCGUUUAUAACGAAACUCUUUACAACGAACUCAACUUCGAAGCGGAUACAACGUGCGACAUAUUCUCGCCAGUCGACAAGGCAAGCUGCGAGAAAGACAUAGGCCGUCUACUGCACACGCUCAUUCUUGUUGCUCUGGCAACGGCUUGUUCAUCGUUAGUCAUCAUACUUAUCGAAUCUGCAGUAGUUACAGCUGCUAGGCUUAACAACAGCGAGAUUGGACUUCAGAGAAUUUGGUCCUUCUUCGGUGCUACAGUAUGGCCUCUGUUUGCGGCACUGCUGGUGGAAAAGACUGAAAGCCUUCACUCAUUGUUUUACCUGUACGAUGGUCUGAUGCUAGCAGGCCUCUGUGUAGUCGUUGUCAUGAACGUCACUCUGGACUAUGAACCACUGUCCUGGCGUGCCUUCAGACGGACCGCCGGCCAUCUUGAAGAAGUAUUCCGCGUAGCACCCAUGUUUUUUGCAGUCAUAGUACUUGGAGCAACAUGGGGAUUUAUGGACGCCUUUUUAUUCUGGUACAUGGAAGAGCUGUCGUCAGGUGUAAUCUGGAUGGCUUUGAGCGUGAGCCUAGGGUCCCUCGGCACUGUACUGUUCUGUCUGUCAAGCAGUCGUCUGCGAAUGUUAGGAGAAGGGUGGUCCGCCUUAGUUUUGGCGUCUGCGGUCUAUUGUACUCGGUUCGUAGGAUAUUACGUCGGCAAUUCUGUGUUCGUCUGCGUCGGGGUUGCCGUGCUGGAACCACUCACCAACGCAAAUCUUAUGCUAGCCUUGUCUAGAUUUUGUGAAAGUGAUCCAGGAAAGGGUCGGCGUCGUAGAAUAUUCAACGUGGCUGCCUGGAGCUCCCUUCAUGUAAUUUCAGGUCGCAUCAUAGGAGCUCCCGUCGGCGCUUAUGGUAUAGCAAGCUACGGAUCGUCGCUGACUUUCCGGUACUGGGCAUACCCUUUAGCUGCUCUUGCUGUGACAGUAGCACUGAUCAAGGCUUCGCGAAGCAUUUUUCUGUCGAGAGAGAAGGACACGGGAAGAGAAGGACAGACUGUUGCAGACGGACCGAGCGGACGAUCGCAGACGAAGCUACCGUCGUCUGCUCCGACUGUGUUCGGCGCUUUGAGCCUUGCUGCCGUCACCAGGACGUGGAUGGCAGACGUCAUCUCUGCGUCGAGCGAGUCGUGGCCUACAUCCAGCACGGGUCCCAUAAUUUCGUGUCCCGACGAUGAAAAAUUUGACGAGGACAGCUUCCAGAAGGACCUGCUGGCGCUCCGUCAAAGUCGUCUGCACACAUACGCCCCCAACGUUUUCUCCAGAAGUGCUUCGAUGCCCGCUGUACCUUCACGAUACAGCGUUACUGCCAUAUCGCGACAGAGAAUGUCCCUGCCUCCUGUACUAGAGGAACCGAGCGCCAAUAAACCAGAGGGCCGGCUAAAGACUCGCUUGGCAGCUCCGAAGCCUGGCCUAACAAAGACAGACGCAACGCAAGACAAGGAUGACAAAGGAGAGAGCACUAGGUUCUGAAUGCGUGGAAUGGAGUUCCAACCCGAUGUGGUGUCUGUGAGAACACAUGGUGCUAAUAAACGGCGCAAUUCCAAGUGGUUA